ACUAGUCGAGGUGGGGAUAAUAACGUUAUUAUUAUAUCGAGAAGGUCAGAUUCAGCGAGGAUAAAAGAGGGAUGUUAUUAUGUCUUUUGACAGCAAAUAGCAGCGGAAUCCCCAUAUACGCUCCUUUAUAUUAUGGCAUAUAGGAGAUUGGAAAGAGGGAAGAGAGAUAUAUGGAAUCAGAUAGAGGCUACCUAGGUAGGGGAGAGAGAGUCUUUAUAAUAGAGCGAAUUUCCCCUCUUUUUAGCCCCCGAAUACUCCGUAUAUUUCUGUUCCACUCCAACCCCCCGUCAAGUCAUCACAAAAUGCAUGUUCUUAUUGCUGAAGACAAUUCCAUUAAUCAAAAGCUCGCAACAAUCGUCUUGACGCGGCUAGGCUGCACUCUUGCAGUGGUGGACAAUGGCCAACAAGCGCUCGACUACCUCGCAGCCGAUCCAGUAACAUGUCCACGGCCUGAUAUUAUUCUGAUGGAUAUCUCAAUGCCGGUCAUGGACGGCUUCGAGGCUACCCGAAUGAUUCGGACACAGCCGCCAUUUACCACGGACCCUAGAAUAUGCAUGGCUCCCAUUAUCGGGAUGUGCGCUACCAAUUGCAGAGAAGCCCGCGAAAGCUAUCUGGCCCGAGGGAUGGAUGAUAUUUUGCUGAAACCGUUGCGAAGAAAGCACCUUCACCAGUUGUUGAUGUGGUGGUCCCAGCGAAAGGUCUCGCCCAGGGCUGUAGGGCAAACUCUUCCCCAGAUUGUUAUGGCUCCUACUUGGGGAUCUCAUCCGUGGAGUGCCUAUCGCGGGCCACGGUCUCGUAUGUAGUUUACGUUUGUAAUUGUUUUUUUUUUUUUAAUCUGGUGAGCUAUCUUUUUCUAUGUACUAGGUACUGGAAGGGAAAGGACUUGUGAUUGAUGAAUAGGGUCUUCGAAUGGAAAUUUUCAAGGGAGUGAGAGGCUGUGAGCUUACGGUUCAGUAUAGGGUAAGCAGAAGGGAGAUGACUGCGCUUCGUCAUGGGGUAGGACAAUCGCGUCCUACGCUAAUUUGUACCGAUACAGGAACACUGUGUGUGGUAUACCGGCUAC
This is a messenger RNA of Aspergillus ochraceoroseus IBT 24754, 1063 nucleotides long. RefSeq names its product response regulator. The transcript is spliced from 3 exons. The coding region runs from base 171 to 803 and encodes 210 amino acids. Lineage: Eukaryota; Fungi; Ascomycota; Eurotiomycetes; Eurotiales; Aspergillaceae. The record is from RefSeq and is a predicted model, not a curated record. Gene Ontology annotation, biological process: phosphorelay signal transduction system.